Molecule: messenger RNA, 2983 nt
Organism: Malus domestica (apple)
Lineage: Eukaryota; Viridiplantae; Streptophyta; Magnoliopsida; Rosales; Rosaceae
Product: elongation factor 2
Biological process (GO): translational elongation
Cellular component (GO): ribonucleoprotein complex; cytosol
Molecular function (GO): translation elongation factor activity; ribosome binding; GTPase activity
Source: RefSeq, a predicted model, not a curated record
CUCACACCCUCCUCCGGGCUCCACACAUUCUCUCAGUCCCAUUUGCACCACUAGCUCUAGGCUGCGGAGAGUCACUCCUCUCUCCAUCCCUCCCUCGCUCUCCAUCUCCCGAUCCUUCAGGUGUUUCCUUGUCGGUUAAUCAGCUUCUUAUAAAAACUAAUUGCCGGUUGUUCUUAAAGACUAGUCAAGAUGGUGAAGUUUACAGCAGAAGAACUCCGUAGGAUUAUGGACUACAAGCACAACAUUCGCAAUAUGUCUGUUAUUGCUCAUGUUGAUCACGGGAAGUCAACUCUUACAGACUCGCUUGUUGCUGCUGCGGGUAUCAUUGCACAAGAAGUUGCUGGUGAUGUUCGGAUGACUGAUACUCGCGCAGAUGAGGCAGAGCGUGGUAUCACAAUUAAAUCUACCGGUAUCUCUCUGUACUAUGAGAUGACUGAUGAGUCUUUGCAGAGGUACAAGGGAGAGAGGAACGGAAAUGAGUACCUCAUCAAUCUCAUUGAUUCCCCCGGGCACGUUGACUUUUCAUCUGAAGUCACAGCUGCUCUGCGUAUUACUGAUGGAGCACUUGUGGUGGUGGAUUGUAUUGAGGGUGUGUGUGUCCAGACUGAGACUGUGCUCCGUCAAGCAUUGGGAGAGAGGAUCAGGCCUGUUUUGACCGUUAACAAGAUGGACAGAUGCUUCCUUGAGCUCCAGGUUGAUGGAGAGGAAGCUUACCAGACAUUCCAAAGGGUUAUUGAGAAUGCUAAUGUCAUUAUGGCUACAUAUGAAGAUCCACUUCUUGGUGAUGUCCAAGUGUACCCAGAGAAAGGAACAGUCGCCUUCUCAGCUGGUUUGCACGGUUGGGCUUUCACUCUGACCAACUUCGCUAAGAUGUAUGCUUCCAAGUUUGGAGUUGAUGAGUCAAAGAUGAUGGAAAGGCUCUGGGGUGAGAACUUUUUUGACCCAGCUACGAAGAAAUGGACCAGCAAGAGCACCGGCACUGCUACCUGCAAGCGUGGUUUUGUUCAGUUCUGUUACGAACCCAUCAAGCAGAUCAUCAACACCUGCAUGAAUGAUCAGAAGGAUAAGUUGUGGCCCAUGUUGACAAAGCUUGGUGUCACCAUGAAGAGUGAUGAGAAGGACCUGAUGGGGAAGGCUCUGAUGAAGCGUGUUAUGCAGACCUGGUUACCAGCUAGCACUGCUUUAUUGGAAAUGAUGAUUUUUCACCUUCCAUCUCCGUCAACAGCUCAAAAGUACCGUGUUGAGAAUUUGUACGAGGGUCCUCUUGAUGAUCAAUAUGCCAAUGCCAUCAGGAACUGUGACCCCGAUGGACCUCUUAUGCUCUAUGUGUCCAAGAUGAUUCCCGCUUCUGAUAAGGGUAGAUUCUUUGCCUUUGGCCGUGUCUUUGCUGGUAGAGUUCAGACAGGAUUGAAGGUUAGAAUCAUGGGUCCAAAUUUUGUUCCCGGAGAGAAGAAGGAUUUGUACGUUAAGAACGUACAGAGGACUGUUAUUUGGAUGGGAAAGAGACAAGAAACUGUUGAGGAUGUUCCUUGCGGUAACACUGUGGCAUUGGUCGGUCUGGAUCAGUUUAUUACCAAGAAUGCAACUUUAACUAAUGAGAAGGAAGUGGAUGCUCACCCUAUCCGUGCUAUGAAGUUCUCCGUUUCACCUGUCGUGCGUGUUGCUGUCCAGUGCAAGGUUGCAUCUGACCUUCCCAAACUUGUUGAAGGUCUCAAACGUUUGGCCAAGUCUGAUCCUAUGGUUGUCUGCUCCAUUGAGGAGUCUGGAGAGCACAUUAUUGCUGGUGCUGGUGAACUGCAUCUUGAGAUCUGUUUGAAGGAUCUACAAGAUGAUUUUAUGGGUGGUGCUGAGAUUAUAAAGUCUGACCCCGUUGUGUCCUUCCGUGAGACUGUCCUUGAUAAGUCCUGCCGUACAGUGAUGAGUAAGUCUCCAAACAAGCAUAACCGUCUGUACAUGGAAGCAAGGCCCCUUGAGGAAGGUCUUCCUGAGGCUAUUGAUGAAGGUCGCAUUGGCCCAAGAGAUGAUCCCAAGAUUCGUUCCAAGAUCUUGGCUGAGGAGUUUGGUUGGGACAAGGAUCUUGCUAAGAAAAUCUGGUGUUUUGGUCCCGAGACCACCGGUCCCAACAUGGUGGUCGACAUGUGUAAGGGAGUUCAGUACCUUAAUGAAAUCAAGGAUUCGGUUGUUGCUGGGUUCCAGUGGGCCUCAAAGGAAGGUGCAUUGGCAGAAGAAAACAUGAGAGGUAUUUGCUUUGAAGUCUGUGAUGUGGUUCUUCACGCUGAUGCUAUCCACAGAGGGGGAGGUCAGGUCAUUCCAACUGCUCGGAGGGUCAUCUAUGCCUCUCAGCUCACAGCCAAGCCAAGGCUUCUCGAACCAGUGUAUCUCGUUGAAAUUCAAGCUCCAGAGGGGGCACUUGGCGGUAUCUACAGUGUUCUGAAUCAGAAACGUGGGCAUGUGUUUGAGGAGAUGCAGAGGCCAGGAACUCCACUUUACAACAUCAAGGCAUACCUCCCCGUCGUUGAGUCCUUUGGAUUCUCUGGUCAACUGAGGGCUGCAACUUCCGGGCAGGCCUUCCCACAAUGCGUGUUUGAUCAUUGGGAGAUGAUGUCGUCUGAUCCAUUGGAAGCUGGAUCCCAGGCUGCAACACUUGUCACCGACAUCCGUAAGAGGAAGGGUUUGAAGGAGCAGAUGACCCCGCUCUCUGAGUUCGAGGACAAGCUAUAAACUAUUUACUAUAUAUUCGGUGUCUUGCCAAUUUGCUCGAUUAGGGAUGGAUAUAGCAUCACCGGACUGGAUUGCGGAACAAUAUUUUUUGGUCUCAAGCUAUUUUAAUUGUUUGGUAUUCGGUUUUCUGGUAUUGAUUAUGUCAUUUGGGAGAUCAAUGUUGCUUUCGUCAACAAUUUUAUUAGUCUUAUAUUAAUUUCUACUCAUGGUUUGAGAAAUAUAACAAUUGGGAGAUCAAUGUUGCAUCUGGACUCUCUUGGAA